AUGAGUUGGUUGUCAUCGUGCUGUGGCUUCGGCCGCAAGAAGGGCGACGAUACGGAGCCGUUGCUGCCUCGAUAUGAAGACGACACGGCUAGGCAGCGGGCAUUGCACCAGAAGCUGCAUUCGUACCAGAUGAUCCGAGCUCUGACCAAAGGAUACAUGCCCUCAAACGAGCAAACCAUCUCGAACCUCAGAACUCUCCUUGCGAGCGAUAUCCUCAAUGCCAAUAACCCGGAGCUCAGCGAGUCCGGGCGCCUGCUCAUACGCAAUUGCCGAGGCUGGCUGAAGCUGUUCAUUGAACUGCUACGCAACAAGAACAGUGCAGACCAGAUCCAGGACUUCAUCUGGUAUCUCACAAAGUCCAGAGUCUCCUUAGACAUCAAUGAUAUCAGCCAUCAGGCAUCUAAGGUCAAGGCCAGAGCAGACGCUGCCGCUACCUACGAAAGCUUUCGCACAGUUGGCAGUCUCCUCCUGACGAACUCCGACUUCAGACUCUUCGUCAACGACGUUUCUACGAUAGGCAGACAAGUUCUGGCUGAUACUGCCUUCUCCGUUUCUGAUGCCGCCGAGAAGGCUGGCAAAGAGCUUGAGCUGUCUAGUGAAGAGCAGAAGAAGAUAGAAGGUCCUGGCGCAGACGAGGGAAGCCUGCCGAGCAAACAGGAUCUAGAGCAGAAUGCGAAAGAGACAACCAAUCUCCUUGGAGACCAGGCCGUCAAGGUCGCCAAAGAUACCGUCGCGAGCGCAAAGGAAAACUUCAGUGGGUCCCAGAAGGACACUUUGCUAUACCGACUCAAGCAGGCCGUGACACAUCUCAGGAAGAGGACCGACUACAACGACUCAGUCUCGACUAUCACUAAGCUCAUCCAGAGAUACGCAGCAGCCUAUUCCAGAAUUGGUGAUAAGGCGAUUGCAACGGCCCAGGAUGAUAUUCAUACAAACCCAGCUCUUGAUCGCGCUGUUCGAAACUUCUGGUCUCUCGUGAGCUCGUUCGGCGAUAAGCAAGGAUGGGAAAAGGUCGAGAAAGACUGGAAUCAGGUUCUCGAGCAUGCGAAGUCAGACCCACAGUUUGAAGACUUCAUGGUCGAAGUAGGCAAUGCUGUUGGGAAGAUGUUGACGGAUCCAGACUUCUUCGACAACGCUGAUGCCAAGAUCAACGAGCUCAAGGAGAAGUCGUCAAGACUUGGCAGCGAGUCCAAAUUCCGCGAUGACUUUGAUACCCUGCUAAGAGACGUCACAUAUACCAUCAACACUGUCAUGGAAGAUCAGGACGUUUUUGGAUUGGCCAGAGCUACCGGGCGCAUCUCAGACCUCCUGUCUCCGCCAAACAAAAUCACCAACCCGGAUCUGAUCACCGACUCAAUGCAUGUCUUCCUCCCACUCCUCAUUCGUGCCGUUCAACAUAUUCCGAUUCCGCGCGUCGAGGUUUCUGUUCCCGAGAUGGAUCUCUUGAUCGAGAACCUCAUCCUUCAGCCUGGUCGGACGGUAAACAGCACAUCAUUUUUGCCAUAUCGACUCAAUAUUUCUACCCAGAAUGACCUUGAGAUCCGCAAGACGCACUCCAAGAAGACCGUCGCGAACACGAAAUCGCUUAUGACGAUCUCCAUCAAUGGCAUUUCCGCAGCCGCUCAAGAUCUUGGCUAUUGGAUCCGUGGCCACGCUGGUAUUGUCCACUUUGCCGACGCCGGCAUCGCAAGUUUCUACCUAGACGAGCGCGGAAUUGACGUCUCCAUCGACGUAGAGAUUGGCAAAGAACGCCUCGAGCAGAUUCUCACCCUUCGCGGAGUACGCGUUCACAUCCACAAACUCGACUACGAGCUCAGCAAGAGCAAGCUUAGUUGGCUCGGCUGGCUGUUCAAGCCAUUCCUCAAGCAAAUGAUUCGCCGCUCGCUCGAGAAGCGCAUGGCCGAAGGCAUUGCCGACGCGCUGCACGCUGCAAACCGCGAGCUCUUGUAUGCUCGCGAGCGACUCCGUGCCACGCGCAUCGCGGACCCACAGGACGUUAUUACGUUCUUCAAAGCUGUCGCCGCACGACUCACACCAAAAGACGAUCCGGACGUGUACACUCGUGUUGGAGUGGAUGCGCCCAAGAAGGGUGUCUUCCGAGGAGUCUAUGCCCCCGGCAGCAUUGUCAAGACCUGGCACGAAGAGGCUCUUCGCGCGGAGGAAGCCAUCGUCGAUGGUGAAGAGCGUGGCGAUGGCUGGAGAAACGAAAUCUUUGAUGUUCAGGUCUAG
Messenger RNA from Cyphellophora attinorum, 2229 nucleotides. RefSeq lists its product as uncharacterized. The record is from RefSeq and is a predicted model, not a curated record. Bases 1 to 2229 code for a protein of 742 amino acids. Gene Ontology annotation, molecular function: lipid binding. The transcript has a single exon. Lineage: Eukaryota; Fungi; Ascomycota; Eurotiomycetes; Chaetothyriales; Cyphellophoraceae.